UAGUUUUAAAAAUCAGGAGAUAUUCAUUCAUCACGCCAUCGAAGUACAUAAAUUGAAAUCGAUAAAAUUUUGUGUAUCCCUUUGAAUGUUGACAAACUGGAUUUCCAUUCUGUCUUGUAACAUACAAUGAGUUCAACAAAAGUGAAUUUUCUCCUAGGCUGCAUUACACUGUCAAUUUUACACGAUGUCAAAGCUCUCAUUGUUCCUGUACUACGUAGCUUUGAUCAAUCAGAAACCUCUAAAGAGACAUCUCCUUUCGCUCACACAUUCAAAGACCACCUAAUAGUUCCUCAUCUUCUUCCAAGCAUUCCAGAAGAAGUCUGCUCGGUUAUCUACGAUCCGAAUCUCAUUAUUAUCACAGGACAACAGUAUUAUUCCUAUCAAAUAGAAGGUGUUCCAGAGGUAACGUGGGACUUCAAAAGUGACAAAUAUUACACCUUAAUCUUACGAGGAGCAUUUCAGAAAGAAGUCCAAUACCCUAGUACGACAGCUCCAGUAUUGAGAAAUCUCAGCAGUACUCUUACCCCUCCAGAGAAUUGGUGGCAUCAAUGGAUAAUUGUUGACAUACGCAGAAACGAAUUAGAAGCAGGAAAUGUAAUACAGCCCUACCUAAGAUCAACCAUAGCAGAGCCCAACAGUACCCAUCGAGUGAUAUAUGCUUUUGCAGUUUACGAGCAACCGAAAAAACUUGAUUUUGGAUUAAAUGAUGGAAAAAAUUCGCCCGAAUCAUUGCUUCAACGAUACUUCAAUCCAAUCUCAAGUUUUGAAAAAAGUUCUAACAACAGUGCUCUCGUGGCGGGCAAUUUCUUUCAAGUGGUUCAUAAGCCAAAGGGACUUGUUCUUGAUACAUCUAUCGUGAGAAUACUCAAGACUGGAUUCUUCAGAUAAUUUAAAAAUACAUCAGAAGGCCGGAGUAAAUUAUUAAAAUAGGUACACCAGCGCUCAAAUGAAAAUAAGGUUUAUAUUUCAUUAGUUGAGCAAACACAAAUAAAUUAGGAAUCUCUGAUUUUGAGAUUUGAUAGCUUGAAAGGCCCUUAUGAUAAGACAUCGCUAACAACCGCAGACAGAUUCAAAACUUAUACAUUUACUCGUGAAAUGACCAUAACAUCGGUGCUUGAUCGUGGAAGUUUUUUGAAAUUGAUAUCUUGUUAUGAAGUUCAACAUACUGAAUUUAUUCUCAAAUCUUUUUCAACUGUCAAUUCUAUUGUCAACCAGUAGCUUCGCAAUUGAAAAUGAAUCUAUCACACAGAUAUUUCAAGAACACUUGAUAGUUCCUCAUCUUUUACCAUCGAAUCCCGAGGAUUUUUGCCCAGUAAUUUAUAAACCCGGAUUGAUAAUUUCCACCGGUAAAUUCUAUUUCCCGUAUCAAAUCGAGGACGUACCGGAAAUAUCUUGGGAUUUCAAAUGCGACAAAUUUUACACAGUGAUAGCUAUUGAGGCAAUUCAAAGACAAAAUCUAAAAGUGACCACGACAACUGAAAAUGUACGUUUUUUGGGUGCGCUCAAGAAAGUAUACGAGAAUUCCAGUACCGAUAAUUCAACUGAAAAGAUCACGAAAGAGAACGAUAACCUACCACCAGAGCACUGGUGGUAUAAAUGGGUGAUUACCGACGUAGAUGAAAAUGAUAUUAACUCGGGGGUUACUCUACAGCCUUUUUCUUCAACCAACAUCUUUCAACCAAACGAUACUCACCAAUUAAUCUGUGUUUUUGCAGUUUUUGAACAAUCACAAAGAUUCGAAUUGAAAAUUGACGAUAAAGAAAAUUCUCCAGACUUAUUACUUCGAAGUAAUUUUACACCAUUAUCAAACUUCGCUCAAAAUUUUCAUGGAAAAAAUACACUGAUAAGAGGCAACUUUUUUUACGUUGUUCCUCAACCAGAAAUUAUCGCGUUAGAUGAUCCUGUGCAGAAAGUUCGAAGAUUGACGUGGGGUCGUGCAUUCAAACAAAAAUACAAGAAGAACGAAUACUAAUCAAUUUUUCAUUUUUCAACUUGAAUAUAAGUGUGCCAAAAAUAAACGAUGUUCUGAUGAAAAAAUUCUCAAAUGCAAUAAAUACCUACAUCACGA
This is a messenger RNA of Planococcus citri (citrus mealybug), 2068 nucleotides long. RefSeq lists its product as uncharacterized. The record is from RefSeq and is a predicted model, not a curated record. NCBI's taxonomy places the organism in Eukaryota, Metazoa, Arthropoda, Insecta, Hemiptera, Pseudococcidae. The transcript has 11 exons. The coding region runs from base 1151 to 1972 and encodes 273 amino acids.